GCGUUUACGGUUGUUGGAGUUGAAAAUAUGUUGACGUGUUUCAAAACAUGUAUAAUCUUCGCGACGUUUCAUUAUUCUUCAGCUAACAGUGAUGGACUAUCAUCGUUUCAACUGCUUGCACGGUUGUCAUUCCCGACAGUGGAAACGAAACCUUACAAUAUGCCCAGCAGUAAGGAAAUAGAUCCGAAGCACAGUUAUGCUGACGAGAAGUUUGAGAAGUUAAUGGAUUAUACAAGAUACAUGAACGGCAGAAUUAAGGAACCGCAUAAUCCUACUGAACGUAGUGAAAUUCUAAAAUCGUCCGAGAAGAAAUUAUUUGCAUUUAUAGACACACACAUAAAAGAUUUGAAGCGGCUGUUGUUCGAAACCGACAUGGCGCUCAUGUCCAUGGUGCUGCUGAAGAUGAAUAAAAAGAUGGACACGUCGGAAGCAAAGAUAAAGUCUACUCAGGCAAAAAUACCAUUUGGGUUGUACACUAGUCCAGAAUUCAAAUGUCUUGGCACGUCUUACUACAUCGCUUCCCCGCACAACCAAGAAGACGUCCAGAUGAUACUCUCCAGCGAGAGAAAACCGCACUGUUAUACCUUCAGAGGUGCGUUCGCGUUCUCCGGCUUCUACCAUCGUCACUCCGAGACCACGUACGUCGGUCCGCACGCUGAACAGUUCCAAGCGAAAGAUCCCAGUCAGGGUCUCUAUUGCCAUUCCGAUGAUAACUGGAGCGACGCGCAGUGUAUCUAUAAAAUAAAUCCUCGUGAAGAAUUCCCCGAAUCCGUGGAAUACGAGCCGAAGGUCUCGUACUACUGUGGACCCUACCGCUACUUCAUCCCCGCCACUACGGACAUCAGAUGCAUCUUCUCCAUAUUUUCCAUGAACUUCAUCCUGCGCUUCGGUUACGAUGGCGUCACCUACAAGAGCUCGGAUUUGACAUUCAUGUACCAAAAUGGGCAAGUGUUCUACACGGAUGAACCGUGGGCCGGCAUGUCCUGCUGGAACUGGGCUUGCAAAUGGCGCCACAAUCAGAACCAACGAUCGAAUGAAUUUUUCGUUAAUUAAAUAUUAAAUUGAA
Molecule: messenger RNA, 1066 nt
Organism: Vanessa atalanta (red admiral)
Lineage: Eukaryota; Metazoa; Arthropoda; Insecta; Lepidoptera; Nymphalidae
Exons: 9
Coding region: 28-1053 (341 amino acids)
Source: RefSeq, a predicted model, not a curated record